Oryzias melastigma (Indian medaka) is the source of this 4114-nucleotide messenger RNA. RefSeq names its product SKI family transcriptional corepressor 2 (gene skor2). Lineage: Eukaryota; Metazoa; Chordata; Actinopteri; Beloniformes; Adrianichthyidae. The transcript is spliced from 9 exons. The coding region runs from base 714 to 3131 and encodes 805 amino acids. The record is from RefSeq and is a predicted model, not a curated record. Gene Ontology annotation, molecular function: RNA polymerase II cis-regulatory region sequence-specific DNA binding; DNA-binding transcription factor activity, RNA polymerase II-specific; SMAD binding. Gene Ontology annotation, biological process: negative regulation of BMP signaling pathway; negative regulation of transcription by RNA polymerase II. Gene Ontology annotation, cellular component: transcription regulator complex; nucleus.
AUUUAUAUGGUUUAGUCUUUCAUAAUUUAACAUUAGUUUUUAAGUAAUUAAAAUGUCACUUGUGUGGGCAUGAGCAGUUUAGUUCGGGCAAGAAAAGCUUUAUGAAAUUGGAACAAUAUUUAUAUAACUGAAUACAUUUAAGGUGUAGCUAAAGGGGUUUCGUUCAGGCGCAUGCGCUCCUCAGACCCGUCCGGGCUCCACUUUGACUUCUGACAACAUUUGAGCGACAGUUUGCGAUGCGUCAUUAUUGCUGUUCAAAGCAGCGCGUGGAAGAGAGGAGAAGAAAGUGAAGCGCGUGACUGAAAGUAAAGAGCGCGUGCGUGCUAAAAAGGAGCUCCCGCCACAUGUCAAUCAAACUCAAGGCAGGUGCGCGGCUGAGAGAGAGAGAGAGAGAGAGAGAGAGAGAGAGAGAGAGAGAGAGAGUGGGAGGGGGAAAGGGGCGGAUUAGGACGGCGCGCGGUGUCUGUGAAGAUAAAGCCGGCGGGAAGCACGCGCUGUAUUCACAUCUCAGGCGCUCGCUCACUCCGAAGCUGAAGAAUUAAAGAGUUCACGAGUUUUUGGGAUAUUAUUAGCUGUUCAUCCGAAAAAAACAAUGAGUUUUUUGAAAGAGGCUUCGAUAAAUCGAUUUGUUUUGUGACAGGACGACCGCUUUUGGAGGCGUUGUGGAGUUACUCCGAAAACUGAAAGAUUGUUCUAAAACAAUUCCUUGAAGAAUGGACAAGACCCUUCUUUCAAGCUCCACUGACAUCAUGAUGACAAGCUCAACAGGCUCUUUUCAACAGGAGUCUCUCACUCCUCCCAGACCUGCACACCUUCAUUCUUCAUCCUCCUCUUUAUCCUCUCCUUCUCCUUCCUCUUCCUCCUCACCCCUCAAACCCAACCAGGUCGGUCAGGUUAUCCUCUACGGAGUUCCUAUUGUGUCUCUUGUCAUCGAUAACAUUGAGAGACUUUGUUUGGCUCAGAUUUCCAACACGCUGCUGAAAAACUACAGCUAUAAUGAGAUUCAUAAUCGGCGUGUCGCACUAGGAAUCACCUGUGUUCAGUGCACUCCGGUUCAGCUGGAAAUCCUCAGAAGGGCUGGUGCCAUGCCCAUCUCAUCACGCCGCUGCGGCAUGAUCACCAAGCGUGAAGCCGAGCGCCUGUGCAAGUCCUUCCUGGGAGAAAACGCGCCGCCAAAACUGCCUGACAACUUCGCCUUUGAUGUAACGCAUGAGUGCGCCUGGGGUUGUCGUGGUAACUUUAUACCAGCGCGCUACAACAGCUCAAGGGCCAAAUGCAUCAAGUGCUCCUUCUGCAACAUGUACUUCUCCCCAAACAAGUUUAUUUUUCAUUCCCACCGCACACCAGACGCCAAGUACACCCAGCCCGAUGCAGCUAACUUCAACUCCUGGCGGCGGCACCUGAAGCUGUCUGACAAACAUCCAGCUGACGAGCUGGUCUACGCGUGGGAAGACGUCAAAGCUAUGUUCAACGGAGGCAGUAGAAAGAGGGCGCUUCCCUCUUCAGCACAGUGUUCGUCGAUGGGCCCCAUGAAGUCUCUUCCGGGUUCGGUGGUCCCCCACAUGAUCGGACCUGACCUCGGUGGUCAGAAAAGAGGCCGUUUUGAGGAUGAAGAUGAUCUUGAUGGAGACAGUUUGUCUCCCCGCAAGACACCACGCAGCUACCCUGUCAUCCCAGUUCCAAGCAAAGGCUUUGGCAUGUUGCAGAAGUUCCCUCCCACCUCUCUUUUCCCUUCCCCUUAUCCCUUUCCUACGUUUGGUCUCUGUCAGCAAAAAAAAGAGGACAGUGAUGUUGCUGCUGGCCAGAAAGGACCGGGUCUAUCAGGACUUUUAUGGCCUGGCCGCAAAGACACUUUUUAUCCUCCUUUCUGCAUGUUCUGGCCACCGAGAGCGGCGGGAGGAAUCCCUGUUCCCACCUACCUGCAGCCUCAGCCCAGCACCCUCUCCUCCCUGACUGACAACCCGUCUCUCAGACAGGCGUUUCUGGACCUGUCCGACCCCAGCGAGCCCGGCGCUGUAAGCGGCAACGGAAACGGUGUGAGUGCAAACAUGACACCCAGCAGCAUGACCACCAGAUCUGGACUGUUUGACCCCGAGUGUUCGGCGGUUCCCCCCGAACUCCGGCCCGUCACAUCGGAGGGAUGGCUUAAGCUGCUGGACAACACGAGCUUCCAGACACGGAAGCCGAGCUACGGCUCCGCCUUCCGCCCCGUUGUCAAAGACGCAGAGAGCAUCGCUAAGCUCCACGGCAACAGCGGAGGAGUCGGUGGGGCCGCGGAUGAAGACUUUGGCGAGGUUGGUGCCGGUUCAGACCAACAUCAGCGACUGUCGCCCACCAGCAGCUGCAGCUAUGGGUCUGAAAGUGGAGGGGACGGAGAAGCGGAGGGAGCAGACAGUGAGGAGGAGGGGGAAGUGGAUGUGGAAUCUUCUAAGCAGGAAGAGGAGGAAGAGGAAGAAACGGCCUUCUCGAGAAGGACGCCACAGACUCAGACGAACAUGUACCUCUCUGCGCUGAGUGAGAGCACUGGAGAGGAACGGGGAAAGGAUAGAGGGAGUGGCGCGGCGUAUCCUGGCACCUCCCCUCAGUCCUCCUCGAAUCCCGUCCUACAGGACUCCCCGAGCCUACCUGCCUCUCCUCGGGCCAGCUUGCCUCUCUCCAGCUCGACCCCGCCUCACCGAGAUGACACAGCUUACAAAAACGUUCAGAAAAACAGAGAUGAAGGACUGCCCGCGUAUGCAACCAAAGACACUUCAAGCACUUCAGAUGAAAACAAAGACCAGAGCAGUUUCUUUGUGCCCGAAAGUGAGACGAUGGCGCCGGACUAUUGGAGGGAGAGCUCAGGUGAUCAGUGCCGAGGUGCAGGUUCUCCUGUUCCUUUAAAAAAAGACGUGGAGAACAUGGAGAAAGAAGAGCUUCAGAAGGUUUUGCUGGAGCAGAUCGACUUCAGGAGAAGACUUGAGCAAGAGUUUCACGCUCUGAAGGGAACCUCCCCGUUUCCUGUAUUCCAUAAUUUUCAGGAUCAGAUGAAACGAGAGCUCGCCUACAGAGAGGAAAUGGUCCAGCAAUUACAGAUGAUUCCUUACGCAAACAUCCUCAGAAAAGAAAAGAUCAACUCCCAUCUUAGCAAGUAGCAAAAAGGUUGACUCCAUGUCUUUGAAGAGAGGAGCUACUUGAACUUUCCACAAAAAUCUAUUUGUUUUCAUUUUUUACAUGAGGAAGAACUACAGAAGUAAAAAAAGCCAAUAAAAAGGAACACAACAGCAUUAUUUACAUUCUAGAACAACAAAUAUGUCAUCUUGAACAUGUGUUCAGGUGUACAAACUGCUCAUACCUCUACCAGCAAAGAGGUGAAACAAUGCAGUAUCAUUCUUUUCUUUCUAAAUUGACUGAAAUACAGAGAUUCAUCAGGUGUAAUCCUGGUCUAGCUCCUACAAUCUACUGUCAAAAUCCAUCCAGGACCAAAGGAAUCCCGUCCUCCGUCAGCCUCUGUGAACUCUAAAGAUUAAGGGCCGACCAGAAGGCAGCUACUGAUGUCAGAAAGUAAUAAGAAGUGGUUAUUUUCUAUUGUUUGCACUGCUGUUGGCUUUCACACGUGAACGCCGGCCUGCAGAUGCACUGAUGUCAACACACUGGCGCCCUGAAGACAACACUCUGGUUUUUUUUUUAAUCAUUUGAUCCCAAAGAGAUUUUUCCAGUGGCGUGAAGUUGUGACUCUUUCCUGUCUACAUGAAUCAUCACCACCAACUAUUAACUUCCUACACAUGACUGUUAGUUGUCUUUAGCGUGGAAACAGAAGGUCAAGAACAGAAGAAAAUGAAGUCAGAGCAGAUAGUGGUGAUGAUCGAGCCUGUAAUGAGGAGGCCCUAAGGCUAAUGGUGCAUGGAGAACAGUGUAAAUGCAGAGUGCUUUCACAAAACGUUCACUCUGUCCUUUAAAUGCAGAUCUUACUGCAAUGUUUUUUUUUUGUUUUUUUUUGCACAUGGAAAGAAAUUAGUUGACCUCAAACUGUAUCGAGAGCAGCUGGACUUUUGCUAAGAAUUUCACUGACACAACUUUUUAUCCUCCAGAAAAAGAAAAAACAAUUGCAGCAAAAUCAACCCUCCGUAUUCACAAA